Rasamsonia emersonii CBS 393.64 is the source of this 825-nucleotide messenger RNA. Its product is annotated as Proteasome endopeptidase complex. The record is from RefSeq and is a predicted model, not a curated record. The coding region runs from base 1 to 825 and encodes 274 amino acids. Gene Ontology annotation, cellular component: nucleus; proteasome core complex, alpha-subunit complex; proteasome core complex. The transcript is spliced from 3 exons. Lineage: Eukaryota; Fungi; Ascomycota; Eurotiomycetes; Eurotiales; Trichocomaceae. Gene Ontology annotation, biological process: ubiquitin-dependent protein catabolic process.
AUGUUCAGAAACAACUACGAUAACGAUUCAGUGACCUUUUCGCCGCAGGGGCGGAUAUUCCAGGUCGAAUAUGCGCAGGAGGCUGUGAAGCAGGGUUCGGUCGUAGUAGGGCUCGUGAGCAAAACACAUGCCGUCCUCGUCGGCUUAAAGAUCGUUAUAUUUCCAGUUAUGGAAACUGAUUUUCGUCUCGUCCAGCGCAACGCCGAAGAGCUCUCCUCUUACCAGAAGAAGGUUAUCGAAAUCGAUUCCCAUAUGGGUAUUGCCAUUGCUGGUCUUUCCUCCGAUGCCCGCGUGCUCUCGAACUUCAUGAAGCAGCAGUCUCUGGGGUCAAGGAUGACCUACGGCCGCGCUAUUCCUCUGGACCGGAUUGUCUCCCAGAUCGGGGACCGCGCUCAAACCAACACACAGCAUUACGGCAAGCGACCUUACGGUGUCGGACUCCUCGUCGCCGGCGUGGACGACUCCGGGCCUCAUCUGUAUGAGUUCCAACCGUCGGGGUUGACACAGGAGAUGCUGGCGUGCGCAAUUGGCGCUCGGUCCCAGAUGGCCCGGACGUAUCUGGAAAAAAAUCUGGAGCAGUUCCAUGAUAGCAGCCGGGAACAGCUGAUCAGCCACGGGUUGAAAGCGCUCAAGGAGACGUUGUCCCAGGAUAAGGAGCUUACUGUCGAUAAUACGACUGUGGGUGUUGUUGGUCUGGCUCCCCCCGGCUCAAAGAACAAGAUCGAGAACUUUAAGCUGUACGACGGCCAGGAGGUGGCGCCUCUGCUCGAGGCUCUGGACCAUGCCUCCGAAGGCGCCGGAGGGGAGAUGGAAGUGGACUCAUAA